Molecule: messenger RNA, 3553 nt
Organism: Nannospalax galili (Upper Galilee mountains blind mole rat)
Lineage: Eukaryota; Metazoa; Chordata; Mammalia; Rodentia; Spalacidae
Gene: Tsn
Product: translin
Exons: 6
Coding region: 119-805 (228 amino acids)
Biological process (GO): RNA metabolic process
Cellular component (GO): cytoplasm; nucleus
Molecular function (GO): RNA binding; sequence-specific DNA binding; single-stranded DNA binding
Source: RefSeq, a predicted model, not a curated record
GGACGCGGAGGCAGCGGCAGCGGCAAGGUGUCGGGGGCGAGUACGCUGGUUGUUUGCGGGACGUGCAGCUUCUCCGGCGGUGCUCGCCGCGCUGGCUGGUUGUUGGGCGGCCGGCGCCAUGUCUGUGAGCGAGAUCUUCGUGGAGCUGCAGGGCUUUUUGGCUGCCGAGCAGGACAUCCGAGAGGAAAUCCGAAAAGUUGUACAGAGUUUAGAACAAACAGCUCGAGAGAUUUUAACCCUACUUCAAGGGGUCCAUCAGGGCCCUGGGUUUCAGGACAUUCCAAAGAGGUGCUUGAAAGCUCGAGAACAUUUUGGUACAGUAAAAACACAUCUAACGUCUCUGAAGACCAAGUUCCCUGCUGAACAGUAUUACAGAUUUCACGAGCACUGGAGGUUUGUGCUGCAGCGCUUGGUCUUCCUGGCAGCCUUUGUCGUUUAUUUGGAAACAGAGACCUUGGUGACACGAGAGGCAGUGACGGAGAUUCUUGGCAUUGAGCCAGAUCGGGAGAAAGGAUUUCAUCUGGAUGUAGAAGAUUAUCUCUCAGGAGUUUUAAUUCUUGCUAGUGAACUGUCAAGGCUGUCUGUCAACAGUGUGACCGCUGGAGACUAUUCGCGGCCCCUCCACAUUUCCACUUUCAUCAACGAGUUGGAUUCCGGUUUCCGCCUUCUCAAUCUGAAAAACGACUCCCUGAGGAAGCGCUAUGAUGGAUUGAAGUACGAUGUGAAGAAAGUAGAGGAGGUGGUCUACGAUCUCUCCAUCCGGGGCUUCAAUAAGGAGACAGCAGCAGCUUGUGGUGAAAAAUAGGAGGCUCUUCCCGCGGCUGGCCUUGCUGACCUGGGCAGUUGCCAAGGAGGGCGAGCACAGAGUGCCUCUUCCCGUAGUUGUCAUGCCUGGUUGCUAAACACUGCGCUUUAUUUUCUUAACCAGUUGUGUGGUGUAUCAGAAUUGUAACACUUUUUGGAGCUUAAAAAAAUAGCCUUUCCAUGGACAGAAUUUUCCUUGUUAGUUUCAGUGAACUUGCUUUGAUUGUUUCAGGUCUGUCAGAAGUAUGUCAGUCUCUUGGUAAAAAUCCCUUUGCUUACCUGAGUGUUGGUGUACCUAUUGACAAGUUUGCCGUCUCGUUUGUGAUUCUUCCAGAAGUGACCUUUGAUGUUUUCUAGGUCCUUCCUAUUAGCUCUCCAUUCCCAGUUGUAGCCUGGGUACGGUGUGAAAAUAGACCCUUAAAAAAAAUGGUUGGCAAGCAAGGAAAACUUAUUUUCCCUUUCUUAAUUUAAGCCUUUCGAGUUAGUCACGUUAAAUUUUUUGUCAAGGGAAUUUGAGCCCCAGGUCUUUUUUACUGCCAUCAAAAUACAAAAGAUGAAACUGCAAAGGCAAGCUCAGAACAUUAGUUUGGAAGGUUUUCUGUUAAGAGGUUUAGUAACGUCUUCUGUUGGGCUGUACCAGGCGGGGAGCAGAUCUUAGUGUAGAAUACCCUGCUUUCUGAGGUUGCCUUAAUGUCUGGCUGUCACAGCAAUUAAAAUAAUCUUCAAUCUUCAUACAGCUCUUAAACUAACACUUCAUGUAAUAGAUUCCUAAACUAUGAAACCUUUUAAUAGCCAACUAAACCCUCUGGUCUUGGAGUAGAAAGUCAUCAUGUAUUAUUUUUGGCACCCAGGAGUUUGUUCUUACAGAACAAUGCUGUGUUUGGUGUGGAAGAAAGUAAAACUUGGCUUUAAAAAAAAAAAAAAAUCCCAUGUGAUUGAUAGUGUUUUUUGGGAUAAGAAAUUCCAUUUUUUGCAGGGGGUAGAGGCCUGGGACGUGAUUCAGCGGUUAAGAGCACCAACUGUACUUGCAGAAAACCCAGGUUUGAAUCCCAGCACCCACAUAACGGUUAUCAGCCAUAACUCUGGUUCCAGGGGUUCCAACACCUUCUGUCCUCCACGGGCACUGCACGACACAGGUGCAGUUAUACACAUGCAGACAUAACACUCAUACACAUAAAAAAAUUAAAUGAAUAAAUAAAUUUAGGUUUUUGAUAGCUAUCUCAGUAGGUUCUAAAUGUACAGUGUGGGGCAAGUCAUGUAAAUUUUGUGGGUGUUCCCAUCCACUUCAUUUUUCAGAUAGUGUUAAGGUUGACCAGGUAGGGUGGUGCACACCUUUAAUCCCAGGACUUGGGAGGCAGAGGUAGGUGGUUCUUUGUGAGUUCAAGGCCAGCCUGGUCUACAUAGCAAGUUUCAGGCCAGCUGGGGCUACUAUGAGACCUGGUCUCAGAAAACAAAAACAAAACAAAUAUUUACCAGGUAAUUUUCGGGGUGGAACUAAAAUUACUAGCCAUAAUUAGGGCUAGUGAUGUAGCUGGAGUGGUAGAGCACAUGCCUAGUAGGUGUGAAGCACUGGGUUCCAUCCCUAGCACUGGGAAAAAAAAAGAAAACUCAACAGUUUUUGUACUGUGUGAAAGGAAGCUGUUAGUGUUUUCAGUAUAACAGGAAAUAUUUGGGAGUGUCGCUUUCUUGCUUCAUACUAGUUUGGGUUUCCUGUUUGUGCAUUGGGAUGUUGAGCACUGCCCAUGGUUAAAGACUCACUGCAAAGUGGGAGAAGGUGCAGGCUUGUACUGCCAGGUUUACUUAGGAGUCUGAGGCAGGAGGAUGGCACGUUCAAAGCUUCAAGGCCAACCUGGGUAAUUGAAUGAGACCCUGUGGCAAAAAUAAAAAGAUUAAAAAUAAAUAAAUUCAAAUAGAGGGCUAGGGGUGCUUUUCAGUGAUAGAGUGCUUGCCUUGCUUGUUUGAGGUCUGGGUUCAAUCCCCCAUUCUACAGUGGAGAUCAAAGUCUGAUUAUUAUUUCCCAUCGUGACGAUGGGAGUAGAGAUGAGAUGUAAGAUGUAAGAUAUUGUUGGAUUUUUAGACAAGCUUUCUUGCAGUUCUUUUUGUAGAGUUAGAAUAAGUUAUUAGGUUAUUGUUUUGUUAGUUUGCUUUUUGAGACAGGGUCUUGCUAAUAAUUAGCCCAGGCUGGCCUGGAGCUUGAAAUCCUGCCCCUACCUCCUGAAUGUAGGGUUAGGUUUGAAAAGUGCCCAGGAAGGUCACUUCACAUGUGCAGCAAUCACUGGCUGGCUUGAGCAUGAGAGGCUUUACAGUUACAUGGUCAGAGGGAGACAGGAAGAGAGACAGGAAGUGUCUCGAUACCUUGCUUUGUGUGGAUUCUGUUUGAGAGUAGUAAAGUUCUUCCUGAAGUUGUAAGUUUUUUUUUUUUUUUUUUUGUUCCACUGUUCUAGAGAUAGGAGGCCGGGUCCGCAAACUCCUGGGUCAGGUCCUCCUUCUGCCUCAGCCUGCCAUGCAGCUGGGACUCUAGGUCAGUGCCACCCACCAGGCUCUUGAACAAUUGCAAUUAAAUUGCACUUAAAGUGGAGGAGUAUUCUGGUUUUUGAAUUCCAUUUGAGAGUUUAAAGUGUCAUGUUGAUAAUUAUUUAGUUGUGUUUGUUGCUGGCUUGUAAAGCAAUAAAAACUGUUUUUGGUCUCUUUGUACCUUCCUGUGUUGCUGUGAGAACUCUUCCUGUGGAGAAUAAAUUGUUAAUAUUUC